AAUUGCAGCAAUUACUAGUUUGCCUUUUGCCUGCAUUUUCCGUAACCAAGCUAAUAAAUGGAAGAUACCAAAAGGUGUGAACUUUGAAAGCGCAUUUACUAGUGUUUACCAACUCCCUCACGCCCCCAAGGCCAAGAAAAGAAAACACACUUUUUUAGCCUUCCCUCUCUCUCUCUCUUUCUCUUUCUUUUCUCCAUUCUCCAUUUUUUUUUCUUCUUAUCACGCGUUUGUGACCACAACCAAGUACGAAAGUUGAGAUUUUUAGCAUACCCAUUUCCACACAAUGUCCAACAAGUCCCCAGUUUUCCCCAUCCCAGACCCCCAACACUUCAGCGACUAUGGAUUUGACCCUCAAAUCAACUAUUUCCAGGUGUUGGAAGAAGCCAUGAAGCACAAGCGCGAGACAGCGAGAUCCAUAGACUCCAUCCACUUCAAGCUCCAGAAGCCCAUUUCCAAGGACGACUCACGUAGCAAGGCCCACAGGCCCAGGAAGAAGCGCUGGUGGAGAAGCGCCCUCCUCUUCUUCAAGUGGCGCUGGGCCCACCACCACCACAACAACGACGACCACGACAUCCACCAGGCCCGGGCCCGGGCCUUCCGGGCCUCAAUUUCGGGCCCGGUCUACUGGACCGAGGCCCGAAGCGGCUCCGCCACCCCCUACCGCUCCACCAGCCGCCCCUCCUCCGGGCCACUCGCCGGAACCGUAACGCCGCCGGCGAAGGAUGACGUGGACACACCUUACUUGAGUCUUAGAGAACUCAACAUGGAGCAACAACAACAACUCCAGCAGAGGAUGUCUACCUCGGCCAUGCCCAUAUACUUGGUCACUUGAAAAAAAAAAGAAAAAAAAAAGAAGAAAAAAUCAAACCAAUCACUUAUUAGGGUAUCACCACUUUCAAAUUCAUGUCUCAUAUUGUGUGCAACAAGAAAAAAAUAUUGGUGGCUGAUUGGAGUGGAGUAGCUUGGUUGGUUACAUGAUUUAGAUUUAUUAUAUUUUUGGGUGGGUUUAUUUUUAUAUUAUUAUUUUCUUUUAACCUAAGAGAAGGAGUUUGUUACUUUGUUUGAUUUGAUCCUCUGGAGGAAAAGGCUGGAUCCUCCUUUUGGUGCUUGUUGCUCACUUUUUUUUUUUGAUAUCAUGCAACUGAACUUGCCUCUCGUGCUAGCUUUUGACCAAAGUUGUUAUUGUUGUGAAUAUCUUAAUUGUGAGUAUUUCUUGAAUUUGGGUCCUGAAAAUGAGGAUCACAUUCA
This is a messenger RNA of Glycine soja, 1248 nucleotides long. RefSeq lists its product as uncharacterized. The record is from RefSeq and is a predicted model, not a curated record. The transcript has 2 exons. NCBI's taxonomy places the organism in Eukaryota, Viridiplantae, Streptophyta, Magnoliopsida, Fabales, Fabaceae. The coding region runs from base 284 to 832 and encodes 182 amino acids.